AUGCUCUUCUCCAGACACGAGAUUGACUCAAAGUCGGACAGGCCAGUCGUCCUAGUCUAUGCCAAGGCUACCCUGGAAAUGGGAAAUCUCGGAAUCACGGGCAAAUGGUUCUCCUGGCAGCUAAAGAGAAACAUUCCCGGCACCGUCGCCGUUCAAGGCGUAGGGUACAACUGCCUGACAAUCCCCUUGUCUCUCGUCAAGGGAGGUUCCGACAGCGCUGCUCAGAAAAUGGUAGACGCUGUGCACAAGGCCGUCAAGCAAAGCCCGGAGAAGAAGAUUGUUCUUUGUGGGUAUAGUCAAGGAGCCUCUAUUAUUCGCAAGGCAGUCAAGCAACUCGGGCCAGAAACACGUGCGAGGAUCACGGGAAUUAUUCUCUUUGGAGACCCUAGCAGAAUUGGAUCCAAGAUGCCAACUGAUGUCGGCGACAAGACACUCAACUUGCGGCUGCCUCUGGACUGGGUUCAUUGGCCUAUAUCUAUCAUCACUGUUACUCACUUUUGGUACCCUUUUCUUUCUUAUGGCGAAGCUGUCAACUUUGUCCGGAAUCAAAUCAACUCUUGA
Molecule: messenger RNA, 561 nt
Organism: Metarhizium brunneum ARSEF 3297
Lineage: Eukaryota; Fungi; Ascomycota; Sordariomycetes; Hypocreales; Clavicipitaceae
Biological process (GO): carbohydrate catabolic process
Cellular component (GO): extracellular region
Molecular function (GO): cutinase activity
Source: RefSeq, a predicted model, not a curated record